Molecule: messenger RNA, 962 nt
Organism: Galleria mellonella (greater wax moth)
Lineage: Eukaryota; Metazoa; Arthropoda; Insecta; Lepidoptera; Pyralidae
Product: DNL-type zinc finger protein-like
Exons: 1
Coding region: 308-847 (179 amino acids)
Biological process (GO): protein folding; protein stabilization; protein import into mitochondrial matrix
Cellular component (GO): mitochondrion
Molecular function (GO): protein-folding chaperone binding; zinc ion binding
Source: RefSeq, a predicted model, not a curated record
AUGGGUUACAGAGUAAGUAAUCAUUACGUUAGGGUUCUGACUUUUUUUCAUAGUAUAAAUGUGCUGAAAUUCUAAAUCUAAUUGAUUUCAUAAUACAAAUAAAAAUGUAUUAUUUCCAAUGUAAAAAUGUUAUGUGAUUGAUGUUUUAUUAUACCAUAGCACACAAAACAUAAAAUUCUGUGAAAAAUAUUAUUAAACUCAAAUAAUAUUACUCAACUCAAUAAUCGUGCAGUAAUAGUGGCGCAAUUUUACUAAAUAAGGAAUAUAAUCCUUUAAAUGUUUCACUGACUAAUUUUUAUUAUUCAAAAUGUCACAUAAAACUCUAAUUGACUUUAUAGUCAAAUAUCACAAGCCACGUUUUUUGAACAACGUUAUUGUUUUUCCAAGCAACGGCAACUCCUACUUUGGGAGACGAUUAGUAGUACCUAUAGCACCGGUUUCAACAUCCACGCCAAAGAUAGGAUCACCAAGAAAUUUCAGCACAAGUGCUAUUAAACUCAAUGAAAUCACUUUAACCCCUGAACAGAAGAAGUAUGAAGGAAAGUUUCAACUAAUGUUUACAUGCAAAAAGUGCAAUACACGAAACAUGAAAUUUAUUACGAAAUUGGCUUAUUACAAAGGGGUUGUAAUUGUUACAUGUGAUGGUUGCGAAAAUAAGCAUUUAAUUGCAGACAAUUUGAACUGGUUCUCAGAUAUGAAUGGAAAGAAAAAUAUUGAAGAUAUAAUGGCAGAGAAAGGAGAGACUGUACAGAAAAUAUUAUCAGAAGAUUUGGAAUUCAUUGCAAAAGAAAUGAUCAAAAAUGCGACAAAUGAAGAAACAAAAUGUGAUAAUUUAUUGAAAGACUGAAAUUCAAAUUUUAUUAACAUGGACUAAUAAAAUUAGUGUUAUGUAUAUGUAGAUUAUAAUAUAGAUGUAUAGAUCUGUAUAUUAGUUUGGCAAUAAAUUAAAUAUAAAAAAAUUA